Molecule: messenger RNA, 7131 nt
Organism: Pediculus humanus corporis (human body louse)
Lineage: Eukaryota; Metazoa; Arthropoda; Insecta; Psocodea; Pediculidae
Product: arginine/serine-rich protein, putative
Exons: 10
Coding region: 1-7131 (2376 amino acids)
Source: RefSeq, a predicted model, not a curated record
AUGAGUAGGCAUCACAUUAGUUUUAAAAUCAUCAAUGUAGAAGAUGAUCAUGAGGAUAAAAAUAGAGAAGAAAUUGUUUCAGAUUGCAGUGACUCUUCUUUAAAUUCCCAAUCAUCAUCUAGUUCUUAUAUUAAACCUGUCAAAAUGUCUUCUAAAGUAACAGAUUUGUUGACUGAUACAUCCGAUAGUGGAGAUGAAAACAGUGAAAAAUGUGCUAUUUGUCUUCGUUCAAUUAAUAAUCAAGAAGUUGGAAAUCCAGAGGGAUGUGAUCAUUUAUUCUGUUCUGUUUGCAUUAUUGAAUGGUCAAAGAAUAGUAAUGUUUGUCCUUUGGAUCGUCAACAAUUUUCAAUUAUCUUAGUUCGUAAAAACAAAGAUGGUAAUUUGGUAAAGAAAGUGCAAGUUGAAGAGCCGCAAGCAUCAGGACCUGAAAAUGUUGAUUUACUUUCAAUGAAUGAUACUGUUUGUGAAAUAUGUGGAUCAGGUGACAGAGAAGAUAUUUUACUCUUGUGCGAUAAUUGUGAUAAGGGUUUUCACACGACAUGCCUGACACCACCAUUAGAAGAUAUACCAGAUGAUAAUGAAUGGUUUUGUCCUGAUUGUGAUUUUAGGACAAUUAGUAGGUCUGAAGCUGUAUCCAAUUCUGGGCUCGAUGCUUUUUUGAAUAAUGUUUCGGAAAACUUUCGAACGCUCAGACCAAGGGUUCAAAUGGUUCGGACUAGACUUUUAGAACGUAUAAGAAUCACUGUCAACAGAAUUGUUGCAAACUACGUAUUUAGCGACAGCAACGCUUCUGAAAAUUCAAGUUAUUCUUUGAGCUCUGAUGAUGAAAGAAACGGUGACCAACCCAGUACUAGCGGAACUCAAAGAAAAAAACUUACAAGGAAAGUAAAAGAAGAAAACGUCAGCUCGAGUAAAACGAAGAAAAAAAGAAGUAAAAGUGUUAGAAAAACAACUAAAACUAAGAAGCGAAAAACCAAAACGAAUUCUGUAAAAAGAAAAAGGCCCGUAAAAAGAAGAAAAAUUGGAACGACUAAGAAAACUAAAAAAAGAAAAACAAGAGCAAAAAGUACUAGAACGAAAAGGAUAAAAAUUGAAAAUGAGGAUGGAACUAUUACCGAAAAAAUAGUUAAAACUAGGGUUUACAGACGGAAAAAGCAAAGACGGAGAAAGAGAAAAGUAGAAACUGUCAGUCCAAUAAAAAGAAGACUGAGAGUUAAAUCAAUUAGAACUCCGAAAACUCCAAAAGGUCGAUUAGCAUUAAUGCUUGGAAUGGUUGCCCCUAGAAAUCCUAAACAAUUAAUACCAGAUGUUAAAAUAAGACCUAAUAACAGUUUAAGAGCAAUGGAUUUAAAUCGCUCCAGAGCUGGAAUACCAAAGCUUCACAUUUUCGGACCUAAAAAUGAAUUCCAGUAUUAUUCAUCUGAAUCGGAACACGAAGACAUUAUCGGAGAUAGUUCCGGAGGCGUUGCCACCGUAGCUCAACAACGGACAAACAUUUCUAGAUAUCGUGACCGCAAGAAAGCAGUUUUAGCUCUUCAAUCUGCGCCGCAAUCUAGCUCCCCAAAGACUAAACAUGUUAUUGAGCCUCCCACAAGUGAAUACGUAGAUGUUUUAGGCAGUAUUCUUGACAGUCAAGCUAUUUGGCAUUCGAAAGAUACUAAGAAAAAUAUCAAAAUAAAUCCUGAUGGAAGCAUUGAGGUUAUAAAAAACAAGGAUAACGUGCCUAAAUCUGAGAAGAACACGACAGACGUUCGAGAAGCAACUUCAAAUAAAGUAGCAGUUCAAGCUCCUAUGUAUCCAGGAUCCAGUAAUCGACCUGAUAGUUUCCGCUCGUUUAACAGAACGACUUACGGAGAAAAUAGAAACAAUCAAGAUAACAUGUUUUCUCCUAGAAAUGGUCAAAGUCAAACUGGUGUCGGUUACAGUCGAUUUGGUGGACCACCUAGAAAUGACCGUGAGGGUUAUGCAAAUUAUUUAAAUAACAUCCCACAAGGACCUACUCCAUUUUGUAGAGGAGGUCCUCCUCUACGGUUUCGAAUGCCUCCUCGUCAACAAUUAAGAAGAAUUCCUUUUCCACCUCGAAAUCGACCUAUUUGGCAACAGGAUGAAGAUGAAGAAGAAGCAGCCGAUAAAGAAAAAACGAAUAAAAAAGAAACAUCAGGAGAAACCGAAAUAAAACAAUCCAAAACUCAAGAGGAAGAAGACAUUGAUUUGUACAGUGACAUUGAAACUAACGCUGAUAAAACAGAUAAUUCUGGAGCAGAAGAUUCUGCUCCAAAUUAUCCUGCUUUAGGUCCUCCCCCCGAGCCUUCUGCAUUUUUACUGAGUCUCGAUGAAAAUGGUGAAUUUGGCGAUGGAGGAAAUAAAAACAAAAGUGAAGUAUAUGAUCCAGCCGAACCAUGCGAUAGCGAAGAUGAAAUGGUAAUUGAUGAAAAUCACGAACCAUCAUCAUCUACUCCUGAUAAAAAAGAAACUGAAUCUGAAGAAAAGGCAAAAUUACCGACUACAACUUCUUCUUCACUCACUUCUAAGAAAAGUGAUGAAACUGUAAAAGCUAGUCAUCAGAGAGCUUCCUCCGACGAUGACGAAUAUUGUCCAAUUUUUAACAUUUAUUCAUCGGCCACUAGAGAAUUUUCUCAAAAGGAAGAAGAUGAGCGGCAAAGAGAAAUAGCAGAAGAAAAGAAAAAAAUGGAGGGGAUAAAAUUGAAAGAAGAUGAAAAAUUAAAUCCCAUAAAAAAAGUUGAAGAAAAAAAAGAGGAAUUGAAAGAAAUUAGCGAUGCAAAAGAUUCGGAAAAAAAUGACGAAUCACAAAAUGUUUCAACAGUUCAAAACUUAUCGGACGAUGAAAAAAGUAAAGAAAAGGAAAAAGACAAAAGUAAAGAAAGUAACUGUGACCUUGAAUCAAAAACCGAAGACAAGGCUUUAUUUUUAAAAGAGAAAAGUACAAGUCCCGAAACUAAAAAUUCAAAAAGAGUGACGAAAAGUCGGUCUAAUAGUUUUUCAGAUAGUAACGAAAAAAGAGACCGACAAAGUAUUAGUCCUAAAUUUGGGCGGAGCAAAAAGUCUAAGAGUCCAAGUAGCUCUCGUUACAGGAGCUCUUCCCCUGAAAGAUGCGCAGAAAAAUACAAAAGAUCGAAAAGAAAAAAUAAAAAAUACGAUUCUGAUGAUUCGGAGGAUGAUUUUGAGAGGUCGGACAAAAACCGAAAAAGUCCCAAAGAAAAUAGAUUAAGCGAUUUUAACAAAGAUGGUAAAGUGGAUCGAAAAGAAAGAGAUAGAGAAUUAGAAAACGAUAACUUUACGAAAAAAAUUGCUGUUGGUUUGGAAGGGUUGGAUGUAGAACAGGUUUCUUCGGAUAAUGAAGAAGGAGACGGUUUUAGUGAUAAAGGAAGUCUAAGUAGUUUGUCUUUGUCGGAUCUAUCUCAGCAUAGUAGAAAAUCUAAAUCGCCGAUUCAAAUUCAGAGAAAGAAGAAAAAAAAUAAAAAACAUAAAACAAGGCGAUCGGAAAGAGGAAAAGGAAAUCACGAAGAGGGAGAAAUUGAUGACAGCGAAAAAGACAGACUGGAUGAAUUUUACGCUUUAAAAGGUAAAAAUGAAGAAAUUGAAAAUGAAAUGAGGUCAAAAAGCCCAGAAAAGAAAAGGAGUCGUAGGUCUAUGUCAUCUAGUUCAGAGAGGCAAAUACUUGGCAGUAAAGAAAAUAAAAAAUUUACUAAAGAAAAAAAUAAAGAAAGAGACUUAUCUUGGAAAAAACCAUCGAAAAAAGACAAAAACUAUCGCGAAGGGAAAAAACGGUCAAAAGAUAGGGGAAGGAGUAAAAGUAAUGAAAAAAGGAAGAGUUUAAGUCCUUCGCCUAAAAAAGAGAAAAAGAAGAGUAAAGAUCGUAAAAAGAAAACGGAUAAGAAAAAAGACAUCGAAAGGUACGACGUCAGGAAAAUUGUAAAAAAUAAAGAAGUUAGAAAAACUGAUGCGUUCGGGAGAGAUUUGAUUUCCAAAUCCAGGUCGUUAAGUCGAUCUCGGAGUCGAUCUCCAAUGCGCGAAAGAUCGAGAAAUAUGUUACGUAGAGAUUCCAGGUCUUUUUCAAGGUCUCGUUCGCGGAGUUAUAGAAGAGGUCGUUCUCCCGUACGUCGCCGAUACGUUCGAUCGAGAAGUAGAAGUCACAGUAAAUCUGUUCGAAGAUCUUAUUCAAGAUCGAGGAGUAGAUCUCGAAACCGGAAAACAAAGAAAAAAAUCAAAACGAAAGGAAGAACAAAGGCUAGAAGUAGAUCCGUAGGUCGGAUAUCAAGUUCCGUAAGUCGCGGAAGACGGCGAUCUGUCACAAGAUCAAGAAGUCGAGAUCCCGUCAAUAGAGCCGCGAGAAGUAAAAAAAGAUUGAGAUCGAGAAAAUCAUGGUCUAACCACGCCUCAAGGUCUCCUUCAUUUUCUCCCCGACGAAGUCGUUCGAUUACAAGAAGUCCAGUGCAUGUGAAAAGGUCUUAUUCUAGAUCGGCAUCAUCAGAUUGGUCUAGGGGUAGAAGUCCUUUGCCCCGAACAUCAUCACUUGAAAAAUUAACAGUGGUUCUUACGACAAAAGAGAAAAAGAAAUGGAAAAAGAAGAAAGAAAGUAAAAAGGUGAGAAAAGAUGAAAAGAAGAGGAAAAAAACUGGGAAUUCGAAAGAGGUGUUUGCCUCUGGUGAUAAUGUUUUAGUUAGUGUAAAUUUUAGGAAUAAUAAUAGUGCAUCAGGGAACAAUAACGUCGCCGUAAUAAGUUCUGAUAGAAAUACUCGAUUAAAUUCGGUAUCCCCUGUUCCCGGUGCAGAAAUAUCACGGAAAAAAAAGAGGGGGUCGGACUAUGAGUCUGAAAGAGUGACAAAAAAAGUAAAAAAAUCAAAUGUUAUUUCUAAAAAGGUAGUCGAUGUUGCUUUAUCGAACGCUGGCUCAAAGCGAGCUAAAAAAUUGACUAGGUUAAGUGAAAAAGAUGCCGAAGUUAUUCUUAAUCGUAAGCCGGUUGCUGUUAUUGAUCUGGAUAUGUCACCGUACAGAGAACAAACUCCGUCACCUGUAAACGUGGUAGUUGUUAGCGAUAGUGGGAGCGGAGACGAAGGCAAAGAACAUACUCCUCAAUUACCGAUUACUCGUGUGACACCGAAUCGAGAAAUAGAAAAAGUCCAAGAAGUUAUUCGUAGCGAAUCGGUCACCGUUUCCGCUUCAAGUAGUCCCAUUGAAAACGGUUACGUUCCUGCUUCCGGUCCGAAAACUCCUCCGGAACCACAGAUAAAAUUUUCAAUUGCCAAGCCGCAGCAGUUAAGACAAAUAGCAAAUCCGUUGGGCGAUGAUGACGACGAUGAUGAAGUCGACGAAGAUGACAGGGAACAAAGAAUUGAAUCGUUAGAUCGGCGAAUCGAAAAAGAAUUGGAUAGCAGAAAUGAAGUUUCUCAUAAAGGACCAAAUACUCCUCCUGGUCCGAGAGGACCUUCAACGCCAAAAACGUUGCCUUCUCCUCAAACUUCACCGGAUGCAUACGAUCCAUUCGAACCGACAAAAUCGAGAUCACCUUCCCCUAGUCAAGCGGAUAAGGAAAAUCGUCCAAGUCCGAAAUCAGAUGAAAAAGACGGUCAAGUUUCUGUUAACAUUGAAAGUGAAAAUUCACCACCCGACAUGAUACAGCAUGCAAUGAGUCCUGAAAGCGCAAAAGAAGUGACAACGGAAAACGAAGAUGACAAAGUAGACAGUGUUGAAAAAUGUGAAGCAAUAUCCGUAGUGGAUUGUUCCUCAAAUAAUGUGAUGCCCGUUCAGACUUCCGGUGCUUUAAUGACAGACAUUAAGUCAAAUGAAUCGCCUGAAAAAAAAAUAAGCAUAGUAUUAUCAUCAUCAUCAUCAUCAUCUCAAAUGAAAAUCCCAUCAGUAACAGUUCAAAAGUCUUACACUCCGGUUUUGAAACAAAUUCCGGUUGUGUCUGUCGUUUCCGCUCCUCCACCCACUUCUGCCAAUUUAACUGCUUCCACGGAUAUGUUCUCUAUGCCGUCUCCGACGAAAACAACGAGGCCGGGUACAAUGACUACUCAAAGCCUUCAAAUGACGGGUAUACAAAGACUUCAGCACCGUUUGGGAUCGCCUGUAAAUCGAACCCCCAACUCGGUGAAAUCCACUCCGGAAAAGCAUUCUACCCCGAGAGCGGAUUCGAGCGAAGUAUUCACAUCUGGAAAUUAUCUCGUUCGUAAUGUAAAUAAAAGAAACGGGGAACAAGGGAAGCAACCUCGUCCUCUGCAGGAUGCAACCAACGAAACCAUUGAUAUGACCAUGGAUCUGGAUGAUUCGCCCUAUUCUCCCGCGUCGAGCGAAGGCGAUGAUUUGUUCGAUCCUCCCAUCGAAUCGUCAAAACCUUCGCAAUCAAAUUUGAAACCUGCACCUUCUUUCAAAGGAUCUGCCAAAGGUCCGAGAAAAUCACCCGCCAAACAGCUCAGUAAGUUUGAUCUAUUAUUCGGAAGCAGCGGUCCGAAUCUAUCUCCGAUAAAAGGAGGAAAUAAGAAGUUUUCAAAAGUGAGUGGAAAACCUUCGUCGCCAAAAGCCAUUCCUUCAAAGUCUCUAAGCAAGAAAGGUACGACUAAUAAAAAUUUCAUGCACAAAAUGGACGAGGAUCAAUUGAGGAUAUUGGACGAUUUACCCAGUUCGGCCGUCGAAUUGCAAGUCAAAGACAAGUUUUUAAAGAAAUUAAACAGGCAGGAGAGAGUUGUGGACGAAGUGAAAACCGUGCUCAAACCUCACUACGCUAGAAAACAUAUUACCAAGGAAGAAUAUAAGGACAUAUUGAGGAGAUCUGUGCCCAAGAUUUGUCACAGCAGAAGCGGUGAAAUAAAUCCGAGCAAGAUACAAUCUCUCAUCGAGGCAUACGUAAAAAAAUUCAGGCACGCAAAGAAAAAAGGAAUUAAUACUUCUGCCGUGGCAUCCGGUGGUUCCGCCGCCGCCGCCGCCGGUGGUGGUGGUGGUGGUCCUGCUAGUACGGGUGCGAUGAAACCAAAAGAAAACAAUGUUCAGUUGAUGGAAUUAUUAGAAAAUUGUGCUCAAUACGUCUUUUUGUUCGAUAUUCGAUUUCGCUUCCCGUCAAUUCGAUACAUGAUUCGAUUGUUUCGAGAUUCCAUAAGAAGAACGCAUUCGUGA